UACUGCCAAAAGUGGUCAUGGGGUUAUUUUUAAACAUGGGGGAGGAAGUAUUUAUUGUUCCUGGGCCGAGGUGAACUGGGCAGCCUGUGGGAUUCUUCCAGGGAAGGAGUGCCCUGUCCUUCUCCACCAUGCCACCCAAGAAAGCCAAGAAGAGAGCAGAGGGCGCCAAUUCCAAUGUGUUCUCCAUGUUUGAACAGACCCAGAUCCAGGAGUUUAAGGAGGCCUUCACCAUCAUGGACCAGAACAGGGAUGGCUUCAUUGACAAGAAUGAUCUGAGAGACACCUUUGCUGCUCUUGGCCGUGUGAAUGUGAAAAAUGAGGAAAUUGAUGAAAUGCUCAAGGAAGCUCCAGGUCCAAUUAACUUUACUGUGUUCCUAACCAUGUUUGGAGAGAAACUGAAGGGGGCAGACCCCGAGGAGACCAUUCUCAAUGCGUUCAAAGUGUUUGACCCUGAAGGCAAAGGGGUGCUCAAGGCUGAUUACGUUCGGGAGAUGCUGACCACACAGGCAGAGAGGUUUUCCAAGGAGGAGAUGGACCAGAUGUUCGCCGCCUUCCCUCCUGAUGUGACCGGCAACUUGGACUAUAAGAAUCUGGUGCACAUCAUCACCCAUGGAGAAGAGAAGGAUUAAGGGGGGACGCCCACUGCCGGAACCUGGGCUUGUCUUUGCCCACGUUUCCCAGUAACACAGCUGUCCCUGCCCCUGGCCUGUGAGCUGUGUGGCCGCCUCUUUUAUCCGAGGCCAUCUUCUCUGCAGCCCAACUAGCUUACAGAUACUAUGUGGCCACACAUCCUGCAGAUGGAAAUUCAUCCAGAGGCUAUGUUCAAAUAAACAGGAGGUUGUACAAUUU
Manis javanica (Malayan pangolin) is the source of this 849-nucleotide messenger RNA. RefSeq names its product myosin light chain 2 (gene MYL2). Gene Ontology annotation, molecular function: calcium ion binding. NCBI's taxonomy places the organism in Eukaryota, Metazoa, Chordata, Mammalia, Pholidota, Manidae. The record is from RefSeq and is a predicted model, not a curated record.